UACACUGUUGUCUGCUACUUCCGUUUCUCUGAAAUACUCUUCAACAUGGAACCAAACACUGGGGCGAAGGCUCGUAAUGUCACGGGCGAUGACAGAGACUUUCAGUCUUCAGAACUGGGAACAAAACAAUUCUGGGACGAUGUCUACGUUCGGGACUUGGACAACUAUAAAGAAUCUGCAGAUGUUGGUGAUAUAUGGUUCGGUGAGCAGAGUCAGAUGCGGGUAGUCCGAUGGCUUGAGAACUGCGAAGAUGUAGACAUGCAGGACGCCAUCUUGGACUUGGGAUGUGGCAACGGCAUGAUGCUGGUUGAGCUGCAUGAGGAGGGGUACAGGGACCUGACUGGAGUUGACUACUCCGGGGCUGCAGUGCAGCUAGCUCGCAACAUCGCAGACAAGGAAGGAAUGACCGACAUCAAGUAUGAAACGGCUGACCUGAUCCGUGAUGUGAGAGAGGGGGCACUGACAUGUCGGUGUGGUCACUACAAGGUGUGUGUGGACAAGGGGACGUAUGAUGCCAUCAGCCUCAUGCCAGACGACGCAGUUACCGCGCGGCAGACGUACCGCACCAACAUCAAGCAUCUCCUCCGAGCAGACGGUUUGUUUGUGAUCACGUCAUGUAACUGGACUCGUGAACAAUUGGAGGAAUUUUUCUCCACAGAUUUCUCUCUGCAUUCUGUGAUACCCACACCAACGUUCCAGUUCGGAGGGAAAACGGGAAACUCGGUCACUUCACUCGUCUUCAAACCUAAGUCAUGAUGUACAAUGUCAAAUGUAUUUGUAUUAAAGCAGUCUAUUUCAA
Molecule: messenger RNA, 799 nt
Organism: Haliotis rubra (blacklip abalone)
Lineage: Eukaryota; Metazoa; Mollusca; Gastropoda; Lepetellida; Haliotidae
Product: EEF1A lysine methyltransferase 2-like
Exons: 6
Coding region: 46-756 (236 amino acids)
Biological process (GO): peptidyl-lysine monomethylation; peptidyl-lysine dimethylation
Cellular component (GO): cytoplasm
Molecular function (GO): protein-lysine N-methyltransferase activity
Source: RefSeq, a predicted model, not a curated record